This is a messenger RNA of Pleuronectes platessa (European plaice), 1900 nucleotides long. It is a transcript of the gene amdhd2, whose product is annotated as amidohydrolase domain containing 2. Gene Ontology annotation, biological process: N-acetylglucosamine catabolic process. Gene Ontology annotation, molecular function: N-acetylglucosamine-6-phosphate deacetylase activity. The transcript has 12 exons. The record is from RefSeq and is a predicted model, not a curated record. Bases 298 to 1323 code for a protein of 341 amino acids. NCBI's taxonomy places the organism in Eukaryota, Metazoa, Chordata, Actinopteri, Pleuronectiformes, Pleuronectidae.
GACGCGACUUCCUCCACUUCCUGUUUCUGUUGCACAGACUCAGCUGAUCUCAGAGAGAGAGAGAGAGAGAGAGAGAGAUGCCGUCUAACAAGUCAGUGUCGGACGCCCCCAUCACCCAGUUCAUCAACUGCAGGAUCCUGAGAGAGCACAAGCUGCAGAGGGAGGAUCUGUGGGUCCGUGGAGGGAGGAUUUUAGAUCCAGAGAAGUUGUUCUUCGAUGAGCAGGGUUACGCUGACGAGUGUGUGGACUGUGAGGGCAGCAUCAUCACCCCGGGCUUCAUAGACGUCCAGAUCAACGAUGGUCACAUGGUGUCAUCCUCCAGGAGGAUAUGGCGUGGACUUCUCUCAGGCCUCGGAUGAUGUUAGCGGCGGCGUUUCUAUCGUGGCUAAAAAGAUCCUGGAGCACGGAGUGACGUCCUUCUGUCCGACGCUGGUCACCUCCCCCCCCGCCGUCUACCACAAGGUUUUACCUCAGGUCAAAGUUCACAGCGGAGGUCGACAUGGAGCGGGAGUUCUCGGUGUCCACCUGGAGGGCCCGUUCAUCAGCGUGGAGAAGAAGGGAGCGCACCCGGAGCGGUUCCUCCGCAGCUUCCAGGGCGGGGGGGUCGUCGACCUGAUGGAGACCUAUGGCGGCCUGGACGACGUUGCCAUGGUAACACUGGCUCCUGAGCUGGCCGGCAGCGAAUCGGUGGUGAGGGCGCUCUGCCAGAGGGGCGUCACCGUGUCGCUAGGUCACUCAGUGGCCAACCUGUCUCAGGCCGAGGACGCCGUGAGCAGCGGGGCCUCGUUCAUCACUCAUCUCUUCAACGCCAUGUUGCCUUUCCACCACCGGGACCCGGGGAUCGUGGGCCUCCUGACCAGCGACCGGGUUCCCGCGGGCCGGACGGUGUUCUACGGUAUGAUCGCUGACGGGAUCCACACCAACCCAGCGGCUCUGCGUAUCGCCCACAGAGCCCACCCCUCAGGUCUGGUGCUGGUGACGGAUGCGAUCGCAGCGAUGGGUCUCCCCCCCGGGAGUCACACUCUGGGCCAGCAGGUCAUCGAGAUCCAGGGUCUUCACGCUUACGUGGCAGGCACCAAGACGCUCAGCGGCAGCAUCGCCACCAUGGACAUGUGUGUGCGACACUUCAAACAGGCCUCAGGCUGCAGUGUAGAAGAAGCUCUGGAAGCUGCUUCUCUCCAUCCAGCUCAGCUCCUGGGCCUCAGCCACAAGAAAGGAACCCUGGACUACGGCUCGGACGCAGACCUCACUCUGCUCGACGAUGACCUCAACGUUAGAGCCACAUAUAUUUCUGGAGAGGAGGUUUGGAGAAAAGAUCCGUAGAAGAAGAGUCUGAUGGAGCCUGGCCUGACAGCUGGAGCCUUCAGGGGGCGCUGUUUCCCCCAGUCCACAAAUCUGAGCCAUGACUUGACUCAUCAGAUCCGACCUCAGAGUUUCUCUCUGGUUCCUCACUUUAAAGACUGAAGGUGUUUCUGACCAUGUGACUCUGCUGUCGCGAAGUCGUUUCAACUCUUUGGUCACAUUUUGAAUCAUUUCAGUUUGACCUCCUCAUACACAGGCUCGCUGUAGGUAGAGCGCCACCCUCUGGACAAUCUGCAAACUUUUCUUUCAAUCUUUUCCGAGUCUGACUGCGAGUUUUAAGGAGAUGGUUUUUUAUAAAUGAUGAUAUUCUGACUGUAAGAGACAUUUAUGUUCAUUCCUCCUGAUACCAGAUAAAUCAACAGUGACUGACAGGAAGCAAUAAGAUUUAGAAGAGGACGACUCGCUGCAGGAAACACACCGACGUGUUUUCAAGCAUCACAUCUGUGUCGCACAACUUUAAAAACGUGCUGUGUCGUAUUUUCUAUGUAAAUGUUAUUCCUGACGUUGGGUUUUCUAAAUAAAAUGUGUCUGGAUUUGA